Messenger RNA from Fusarium verticillioides 7600, 4314 nucleotides. RefSeq lists its product as hypothetical. Lineage: Eukaryota; Fungi; Ascomycota; Sordariomycetes; Hypocreales; Nectriaceae. Gene Ontology annotation, cellular component: cytosol; mitochondrion. Gene Ontology annotation, biological process: cell redox homeostasis. Gene Ontology annotation, molecular function: protein binding. The transcript is spliced from 2 exons. The coding region runs from base 1362 to 4043 and encodes 893 amino acids. The record is from RefSeq and is a predicted model, not a curated record.
UUCAAUUCCCUUCAUCACGACUUCAGGGCCUUUGUCCCUGGCAUAUGCCGGCCCAGUCACCACGCAAGGAGGAAUAAAGGAAAAAAGACGGGAGAGAGGAGUCAUACAUACAUACUGUGCCGUGCGUGGUGCGUGCCACUCACUGCUCGCCUUGCAUUGCAUAUCUGCAGGUGACUUGGGUUACGGUUACGGUUACGUUUACGGCUUCUGAUUCUGGACUGGACCGUUCUGUUUCUCCAACCUCCUGAACCCUACCUACCGCUUCCCUAUCCGUAUCCGUACAUCACCAGUUUUCUCUCUCUCUCCUUGCGACUCACACGAAAUUAACGAUCUAGCCUUGGCUUCCCAGUAUCUAGUUGCUGUACGUACGCCGUAUUCCGUCUCCAUCGUCUCCUCUGUCCCUUGGCCUUUUUCGUCUUCCCUGGCCUCCACCGCGUGGCCCUGCCCUUGUCCUAUCCUGUCUUGUCGUGUCCGUCCCGCCCCGUCCCUGUCGUUCUUAUCCUCCUUUGGUUGACCAUCUCGGUCCUGUCUCCAGACGGAGCCUCUUCCCCCGCGACCAACAACCGCCACGACUCUAUCCGCCCGCCCGCUACUCUCCUCGUUUAGUGCUCCUUGUAUCUCGUUGACGUGACCUUGACGAACGCUUCAGUCCUCCCACGUUUUCUGAUCAGCGUCCGGCUCCUCGCAAUCCCCUCCCUGGCCCUGUUCAUCUGGCCUGGCCCUGUCGUGAAGUGACCUCGGGACCCAGUCUUUGGCGGUGACGCCCCUGUUCUCUUCUCACCGGAUCGAACUCACGAUCUCCAGCGCAACGUCUCGGGCGUUUCCAUUGCCUUGGCUCCCGUUGUCUCUGGCCUGGGUCCUCGACUACUACUGUUGCUGCUGCGUCUACUUCCUAUUUGGAUUCAGCAGGCGACGAACCUCCUUCUCGUUUCCCCGAUCUCGUUAACGACGAAAAGCCGACCGGCCGAUAUACCCCCGAUCUUCUUGCUGGCGUCUAUCGAGGAAUUCGAAAGCUACCUUCAGUCAAGCUCUCGAGAAGUCCUUCACGGUUGCACUUAAAGAGCUCAUCCGGAAGUUUACACUCCGCUCAUUCCUCCACCUCGAGUGCACCCCCCGCAAGCGAAGCGCCUCCUCAGCAUGCUCGAAACUUGACCCUUCAGUAUAGUUUGUCGAAGCCUCUACCGCGGUCGCCGCCGUAUCAAGAAUCUAUACAUCCUCAAGAUUCGACCUCCCCCAAUCUGCCUAGUGUGCCAGAGGGGCAGAUUCCUUCACCCAAGUUCUUCGAUCCGUCACCUUCGACCUCACCACUACCGACACCGCCCCCGAAGACAGAAAGUUUCUUUGAUAGCCGAUCAAGCACUAUGGAGUCAGCAUCUGCGCCACCGCAGCACCCAUAUGGCGCCCACGAAGCCAAUAAUAGCAUGAGCAGUGUGUCGAGUGCCUCCAGAUAUGACUCGCAAGAACAACCCGACGGCCUGAAGCCCAGAGGUACUGGAUCAGCUUCUGCUGGUCCAUCACCCAAUGUCGCUCAACGGGCAACCCCUGUAGGCGGACCUUCCAAUGGCCCUUCAACACACUUGUCCGGUCUUAUGUGCAAUGUUCACCGAACGACUGGACGUGAGCCCCAUGCCCUAGUCGGAGCUACAACUACCAUCCUGGGCGACAAGCUCUAUGUGUUUGGAGGCCGUAUCCUGUCUAGAAGCCGACCUGCGCCUCUGACAUCGGAUAUGUACGAGUUGGAUCUGAUUCGUCGACACUGGACGAAGCUGGAAACAACAGGCGACGUUCCACCACCUCGAUACUUCCACUCCAUGUGCGCUUUGGGUGACACCAAGAUGGUUUGUUACGGUGGCAUGUCACCUGCCCCUAACCAGCCUCCUGGUGGUGACCAGCAGCAACCCGAAAUCACUGUCAUGUCUGAUAUCUACAUCUACGACGUAAACACCAGAGCCUGGACCUUUAUUCCGACACAAGACCCUCCCCAGGGCCGCUACGCCCAUUGCGCCUGCAUCCUUCCUUCAUCUGCCACCUUUUCUUCGCACCGCGCUCCUCUUUCUGCUUUACAACAUAAUCCUUCGACUGGCAACCCUAAUGAGGGCCGAAUCGGCAUUAAUAUUGAUGGUUCAGGUGGUGCAGAAAUGGUCAUUGUUGGUGGACAGGAUGGCAGAAACAAUUACAUUGAGCAGAUCAGUGUCUUCAACUUGCGAAGCCUGAAAUGGACCUCAACACAGCCUCUGGACAGAAGCUGGGGCGCAUAUAGGAGUGUGACUGCCCCUCUUCCGCCUUCAGUGGCUUCCAAACUCGGCCGCCGACAAUCGAACGGCAUGCAACGUCACGAUGGAGGUAUCAGCCAAGAAGCCCGUGAACCAGGGGCUUCGAUGUUGAUUUACUGCAAUUAUAACUUCUUGGACGUUAAGCUCGAGCUACAAAUCCGGGCGCCUGACGGUACUCUCACAGAGCGGCCAAUGUCAGGCAACUAUUCACCACCAGGAUUGCGAUUCCCGAACGGCGGAGUUAUCGAUACCCAUUUUGUCGUCAGUGGCACGUACCUAACCUCAUCUCGACAAGAGUAUGCGCUCUGGGCUCUGGAUCUGCGAACCUUGACAUGGAGUCGUAUCGAUGCCGGAGGAAGUGUGUUCAGCCAGGGAAGCUGGAAUCGUGGAGUUUUAUGGAACCGCCGAAACACAUUUGUGAUCUUGGGCAAUAGGAAAAGGAGUCUCGUCGAUGACUAUAAUCAUCGACGUAUCAACUUUUCCAAUGUGUGCAUGGUCGAGUUGGAAGCAUUUGGCUUUUACGACAAUCCCCGCAAGACAAGUCCACUUUCAGGUUUCAUCUCGGCCAGCAGCCCUUAUGCUGGGCCUGGUCUGAGUUUGGCGCGCAAAGCAGGAUACACAGCGGGUGGACGGUACCACUCAAGGGCGAGCGAGGAGCUUGGCGAGAAGUCAUUCGCCAUGCGCGAACUUGCCGAUAUGGAUAUUCUGUGCAUCGGUGGCGAGCGUAUUCCAGUCAACUCGAGAAUCGUCGGACGACGAUGGGGACCUUAUUUCGUGCAACUUCUACGGGAGGGAACGGCGACACAGGAUGGGAGCGAUGCCAUGACUCUUAGAUCCGGUCUCUCAAGCAAUCCUUUACGCGCAUCGGCUAUCACAAUCACACCGAACUCGAGGGUAGCAGACAGCUCAUCCUCCAUGAUUAGCACUGUUGGCUCGUCACUGAGCUCUUCUGGUGCCCCUUCAAGCACCACAGCUUCAAGUUUCACCACAGGUGCCAUGAGCCAUGAGGCCAACCCGACGAACAUUAACGCGGCGCCUACACCUCACUCACUACCGCCAAACUCACGACCGAGAUGUCUUUACCUCCCACACACAUAUCUUACGAUCCAGGCGCUGCUUCACUUCCUCUACACGAGCUCUCUCCCACCUCCGACAUCUCCUCUUUGCACCCCCCAGAUCCUUUGCUCGCUACUCCAGAUCGCCCGACCGUACCGUAUUGACGGACUAUUGGAGGCUGUAGUCGAGCGACUUCACGCCUUGCUCGACAGUCGCAACGCUGCGGCUGUUUUCAAUGCUACAGCCAUGGCAGCUGGCGGUGGCCGAGGCAUUGAUGGAUCCCUCAACCCCAAUUUCUUUGUUGGAACUCUGGAUCCUGUGGGCUCGCCUACUAACACCUCUGACUUUUCUCUGGGACAUACCCCUGGCGACAGUUUCUCAUCGGAUCUUCAGACUCGUACUGAGGGCCUGACGCUCAACACCAAUGUGCAACAACUGAGCAGACCAUCCAGUGAUGAGCUAUCUGCUACAACAAGCCAGAGCGGUUCAGAGUGGAGUUCCUCGGAGAUUGGUGGCAGCGAACGCGACAACUUUGUAUGGAAUGGUGAACUAAGCAGUGUAAUUGGCCUACAGAAGCGAGGUCUUCGAGGCUUGAUGGAGGGUAGGAGGAUGAGAGAACGAACAGGCACAGCAGCUGGUGGAAACGGCAUGGGGCCAAGCUACACAAGCGGACAAGGCCAACAGCGUGUUGGUCUGGGAAUAGCAGGAUCAUAAGCUGACCAAGGCGACUUAUCAAGCGAGCUAGGGAUGGACUCGGCGAAAAUAUUGUGACAUGUAAUGAAUCCAGUCACGAUCUGUAGAAGAGGUGAAUUUUGUAGGAGCGUAUAUGAAGCAUUUGAUGAUGGACAUAACACUUCAUAGUAGAUAGCAUUAUCAUCACGUCUGAUGAGUUCAUUUGUUAAACAUUCACCAAACCUCGAUCCUGUUUCAUAUGAGCCAUUCUAUACAACGAUACUUGAAAUCAUGCUAAUGAACUAUACAAUGG